UCGGCGAGAUCCCGCGGGGCAACGCCCCCUGCCACCUUCCGCGCGCGGGUUCCUGAGCCAUGGGGUCGCCGACGUGGAGGCUCGUGUCCGGGUUUAAUUCAUUGAACAGGACUAAUGUCAUACUGCAGCAUUUGAGAAUGUCUAAGCACACGGAUGCCGCAGAAGUACUGUUGGAAAGAAAAGGUUGUGCAGGAGUGAUAACACUAAACAGACCAAAGUUCCUAAAUGCACUGAAUCUUAGUAUGAUCCGGCACAUUUAUCCACAGCUCAAGAAUUGGGAACAAGAUCCUGAAACUUUCCUGAUCAUUAUAAAAGGAACUGGUGGAAAGGCUUUCUGUGCUGGGGGUGAUAUCAGAGUAAUCUCCGAAGCUGGGAAGGCAAACCAGAAGAUAGCUCAAGAUUUCUUCAGAGAAGAAUAUACACUGAACAAUGCCAUUGGUUCUUGCCGGAAACCAUAUGUUGCUCUUAUUCAUGGAAUUACAAUGGGUGGGGGAGUUGGUCUCUCAGUUCAUGGGCAAUUCCGAGUGGCUACUGAAAAGUCUCUUUUUGCGAUGCCAGAAACAGCAAUAGGACUGUUCCCUGAUGUGGGUGGAGGUUAUUUCUUGCCACGACUUCGAGGAAAACUUGGCUACUUCCUUGCAUUAACAGGAUUCAGGCUGAAAGGAAGAGAUGUGUAUGCAGCAGGAAUUGCUACACAUUUUGUAGAUUCUGAAAAGUUGGGCAUGUUAGAAGAAGAUUUGUUAGCCCUAAAAUCUCCUUCAAAAGAAAAUAUUGCAGAUGUCUUGGAUGCUUACCAUGCCAAGUCCAAGAUUGAUCAAGACAAGUCUUUUAUACUGGAGGAACACAUGGACAACAUAAACAGUUGGUUCUCGGCCAAUACUGUGGAACAGAUAAUUGAGAAUUUACAGCAAGAUGGUUCAUCUUUUGCCCUUGAACAGUUGAAGAUAAUUAAUAAAAUGUCCCCAACAUCCCUAAAGAUCACACUAAGGCAGCUCAGAGAGGGCUCUUCAAAGACCUUGCAAGAAGUAUUUACUAUGGAAUAUCGGCUGAGUCAAGCUUGUAUGGGAGGCCAUGACUUUUAUGAAGGUGUUAGAGCAGUUUUAAUAGAUAAAGACCAGAGUCCAAAGUGGAAACCAGCUGAUCUCAAAGAAGUUACUGAUGAAGAUUUGAAUAAUUACUUUAAGUCUCUGGGAAGUAACGAUUUGAAAUUCUAAGGUGACUACAUUUUUAAGGUAUUAUUUUGGAGCACAUGUUGGCAAACUAUAGUACAUGGGCCAGAUCCGGCUUGCUGCCUGUCGCUGAGUUUUCCACAAACUAAGAAUGAUUUCUGCAUUUUUAAAUGGCUGAGGAAAAACAGAAUCAACUACUAAUAUGUCAUGACACGUGAAGGUUACAUGCAAUUUCAUAUCUGCGCUCAUAAGUGAAUAUUGACUGGCGUGUCACUACACUCGGCUUUUACCUGCUGUCUGCAGCUGCUUUGAGGAGUGCAACAGACACCUUAAGGCCUGCAAAGCCUAAAAUACUAUCAUCCUUUUCAGAAAAUGUUGCCAGCCCGUUUUAUAAAAAUGGGAAAAUUAGGAGGUCUUAAAUAUCUAAUUGAAAUGAGAACCCUAUGUUUUGGUUUUGGGUAGUAGUUUUAUGUUGAUUAAAUAAACAUAUGUAUAGAUUAUUAAAAAAAAAAAAAAACCCUGAAAUUUUUUGGCUAUUUUGUUAAUGCUUCAGAGAAUUUUCUGGAUAUAUAAACCUGUUUUAAAGUAA
Molecule: messenger RNA, 1758 nt
Organism: Neogale vison (American mink)
Lineage: Eukaryota; Metazoa; Chordata; Mammalia; Carnivora; Mustelidae
Gene: HIBCH
Product: 3-hydroxyisobutyryl-CoA hydrolase
Exons: 14
Coding region: 60-1214 (384 amino acids)
Biological process (GO): L-valine catabolic process
Cellular component (GO): mitochondrion
Molecular function (GO): 3-hydroxyisobutyryl-CoA hydrolase activity
Source: RefSeq, a predicted model, not a curated record